This is a messenger RNA of Eruca vesicaria subsp. sativa (arugula), 832 nucleotides long. The record is from the annotation of a GenBank genome assembly. NCBI's taxonomy places the organism in Eukaryota, Viridiplantae, Streptophyta, Magnoliopsida, Brassicales, Brassicaceae.
AUGGAUCCUUCACCACUAGCUUCAUCACCACCAUUGGGUUUGUUAUUAUCUCUCUCUUCAACCAUAUCUAAAGAGAUUAGAGACUGUGAUGUUAAUAAGUCUCUGGGGCUUAUAUUAUAUUGCAGCAUUGAUUUUAAGAUAAGAACUAUUGAGCUUGAUGGCAAACGCAUUAAACUCCAGAUUUGGGAUACUGCUGGUCAAGAACGCUUUCGAACCAUCACCACUGCUUAUUACCGAGGGGCAAUGGGUAUUUUGCUGGUGUAUGAUGUCACUGACGAGUCAUCCUUCAACAACAUUAGGAACUGGAUUCGUAAUAUCGAACAGCACGCUUCGGAUAAUGUCAACAAGAUCUUGGUUGGGAACAAAGCUGAUAUGGACGAGAGCAAGAGGGCUGUUCCAACAUCAAAGGGUCAAGCACUUGCCGAUGAAUAUGGAAUCAAGUUCUUUGAGACAAGUGCCAAAACAAAUCUAAAUGUGGAAGAAGUUUUCUUCUCGAUAGCAAAGGACAUUAAGCAGAGACUCACAGAUACUGAUUCGAGGGCAGAGCCUGCGACGAUUAGGAUCAGCCAAACAGACCAGGCGGCUGGAACCGGACAAGCCACACAGAAGUCUGCAUGCUGUGGAACCUAAAAGUUCCCAAAGUUGGAAAUGUAAACAAAAACCAGAUUUGUCUUCAGUGCUUUUGUAAUUUCCCUUUUUCGAUUAUUGGUCUGAAUUGGCAUUUUUUAGUUUGUUCAUGACGGCAAUAGAAUCUUGAAGAAAUCGUUUGUUAUCAGAUAGAUUCAAUGUUCUUAUAGCUUGAUUAUGUUGCUAAAUUGGUAAGGCUUCUUCU